AUAAACCUGUGUUUACCUCUCUUGUUUAUGUCUACAUUUUUGCCACUGCUGCGCAUCCACCAAAUUUUCAUAGAAAAAACAUAACAAGAAUCCUUUUAAUCCUUCAGUUUCAGUUUGCUCCCGUAUCCUUGUUUGUAAAGUCCACUUGCUAAAAGCUGUCCUUCAUCAAAUCCCCAAUCAGUGAAAAAAAAAAAUAAAAAGAGAUUGCAAAUUUUCCCACUUAUUUUGGAAUUUCAUAAAAAUGGCCGAAACAAGUGGACAAUAUACAAAACUGCCACCAGGCUGGGAUUGUAAAUUCGAUCAAACCACAGGAAAUUGUUACUACAUAAACUACUUCACCAAAGCAAUGCAGUUGGAAGAUCCCCGAAUCCGCUACAAACAGUUACAAAAUGAAAAAUGCUCAACAGAAUCUAUUCCAAUGCAGCCACUGCAUGGAUCUCCUUACCAUGUGUAUCCGUCAAAUAACUUUCCUGCUAUGCGAGCUUUCCAAGGACCCAACCCGAGUUUGUAUAACAUAUCUGCCAGUCCUCUUUUAUCGACAAAGAGUCAACUGCAAAUGGAAAUGUCUCCAGUGUCCCAUUUGAAAUCUUCUGCACCACAAACACCACGCACAGGAAACAUGUCCCGACGAUCAACAAUUCAAGAAACAUCAUUUUCAAGCCAAAUUGACACCGAUGCUGUGGUGGCAAAAAUUCAAAAUAUGUUUCCUACCGCUGGCGAAAACCAUAUCCGUUUGCUGCUUAAAAAAUACUAUAAUCGCGAAGCGGUUGUUAUAAGCGCUCUUCAGGUGGAAAAGCAUCCAGUUACAAUGCCAGGACCAUUUGUAACACCACCAUCACAGCGUCAUCUGUUCCACAGUAACUCUGCGUUUCAGAUGACACCACCGGCUCGUCGUCCUGAUAUUGGGGCGGGCAGUCAAUCCCGUAUGUCACGAACAGCAAGCCCAAUACCGGGCGGGCGAUUCGGUAGUGUCCUGACUAUGCAUAGCAGUCUUGGAUUCGGACAUGGAUCACCGAAAAUUGGAGAAAUUCGUAACUCACCAAAGCCACAUUCAUCGCCCAAGAUGAAGUUGAGAUAUAUGAAGAACGUAUUUCCCAAAGCUGAUGAGACUUUGCUUCUGGAUAUUCUUGCCAAUUCUGACAAUAAUGUCCAAAAGGCUUCGGAAACACUUAUUGCGAUGGGCUAUGUUAAACGAGAUGUUGCUGCGCCACCAAAACUCACUCUCCGUAAUGAAGGAAAAUCGAAUAAUACGGAAGGCGAGGAGUGUAAUAAAAUAAUUCCGUUGCGCCCGAAGGUAUACACCGAAGAAGAAAAGAAUCAAAUGAAAAUUCGACUACAAGAAAAGUUCAAAGAAAUUGCUGAACGAAUAAUAUCAAUGGCUCUAGAGAGUGUUAAUUAUUCAGAAGACAGAGCUACACAAAUAUUACAAAUUGUACAUGAUGAAGACGAAUGUCGGGCCAAAAAAGAUGCUGAUGCAUUACAAUGUGCAUUAGAUGAAGAUUCUUGUGUUGAUGGAAUACAAGAUGGAAGUAACAACUUACAAGUACCAACAGUUAUAACAACAUCCAUCUCAACUUCAAAAUUAAGUAGUGAAAAAACCAUUCCUGUUCCCAUUACCCUUCCACCAACAACACCAACAAACGAUGUCGAAAAUGUUGCCCGGGAUCAUCGCAAAAAUUCAAAAGUCCACGUCAAGAAGUACAACGAAAAAAUUAUUCCUUCUAAGAUAUUAUCAUCAUUUACAUCAUGCCACAUAUCAUCAUCAUCAUCAUCGUCGUCAUUAUUUCCUAAAUAUAAAUCAAAACCAUCAUCAUUUCUAAAAAAAUUAUUAUCAAAAUCCUCCUCAUCAUCUGAAGAGUAUAAUGCAUCGACAGCAGAUGGCACUGCAUUCAAAUGGCAAACAAAAUCUGAUAAAAUAUAUCCUCGUUCUAAAAACGUUGAAUCUUUGAAAACCUCUCCCAAAGAAUCAAGCGAAGAUGAACAAGAUAUAUUGCAUAAGCAAGAAUUUCAGUCUAUUUUGGGACGUAUCGCAACUAUGGGACAUAAUGCUGAAUACAAUAAAGGACCUGAUGACAAUCUUCUUUUAGCUGAUUAUGUUACCUGGAACGGUGCAAACCCGGAUAUCUCAGUUGGUAGGAAAAAUAUUGCUUUAGGACCAGAUGCAAGUAUUAUAAAAGAACGUUCAUGCUCAGCAAACGGACGAAAUCCAGACUUGUGUAAGGGACCUAAAGCUGGUCUUGCCAAAGGAAGUAUUUACUCUCAAUUAAAGUCAUCUACUAAUACAAACAUAAAAUGCAAUUAAAAAGUAAAUUACCUAUAUACAAUUAACUAACUUUGUAUUAAAUUAUAUUCAUUGUAAUAACAUUUUGAUUGAAAUACUCGAAUUUAAUCUCAUGAGUGGGGCGAUUGAUGUUUGCUAAUUAUUUUUUUUAAAUUAGAGCAAUAUUUGUGCCAAUAACUAACCCCUUUAUACUCGUAAAAAAGAAAAUAACAAAUCAGUCCGUUUUUUGAACACAACAAUAAAAAAUAUAUUUAAAAAUUAUAUUCCAUCCACAAAUCUAUUGAUUUCUUUUUUUUGCUUAUAUAAAUUAAAUUUAUACUUAUUGUCGUCCUGUAGAUUAACUGUACUAUUUAAAUAAUAUAUAAACAAAAAUGAACUAAUUGGGUUUUAGUGCAAUAUUUUUUACUCAGUAUUAUUCUAAUGAAUGUAAUCUUUUUCUAGAAAAAAAAAAAAUCACAUAAUCAUUCGUAAUCGUAUCAUUCCAAAGUUAGCUAAAAUGAACUUUUAAA
Messenger RNA from Episyrphus balteatus (marmalade hoverfly), 2790 nucleotides. RefSeq lists its product as uncharacterized. The record is from RefSeq and is a predicted model, not a curated record. The coding region runs from base 242 to 2302 and encodes 686 amino acids. Gene Ontology annotation, molecular function: ubiquitin binding. NCBI's taxonomy places the organism in Eukaryota, Metazoa, Arthropoda, Insecta, Diptera, Syrphidae. The transcript is spliced from 10 exons.